GAUGGAUGGAUGGAUGGAUGGAUGGAUGGAUGGAUGGAUGGAUGGAUGGAUGGAUUUACAUCAUGGUCGUAACUCCCUUUUUCUACAUAAAAUGGUUCUAAUUUAAAAGUCUGGCAUGAAAAGCGGCGGGCGACAUGCAUCCAUUAAAAAAAAAACUCUGGGCCUUUAAUUUCAGAACCGGAUCCGGUUCUGGUCUCUCCCUCCCGCCUCUUACGCAGAAUCUGUCUCAGCCGCAGACACAGCGUGGGGCUGCUGGCUCUACAGGGAGGGGACGGGUGGGCAUCAAGGUGGGAGACAAGAGAAGGAGGGGCCACGUGUCACCCCCCACCCUCCUUCCCCCUUCUUUAAAGGCUACCAACGGCGCGCGGAGACGAACAUCACGCAGCACGUCGGAAGACUUUUUUUUUUAUGUAACAACCGGCUGCAAAGCGAUCAGACCCCAGAGACGGUGACUGACAGGCGCACUGCGAGCCUCCACAUAUAAGAGGGGGGAGGAGGGAGCCUCAGAGCCACAGAUCCUCCAGGCUCUGGAUGUAGGGGACCAAAGCGGACUGAAGCGGCUUUUAUUUUUUUAUCUUUACGCGCCGGUUUUACAGGGAACAUCUUCAUUUCAUUCACUUCAUCCUGGGUACAAACUAAAAGAAAAAAAGUUUACAAUUACAGUUUUUUUUUUAUCUUUGUUGGCGGAUAUUUGUCAGAAUUUGAAAAAGCAAAAUAAUAUUCAGGAAAUAUGAUUCUCAGGAGCAGUCUCUUCUUGUUGCUCCUAUCUACAUUCCAUCAAGUAACACCUCAAGAAGGAGAGCAGGAGGAUCAGGUGUCCUUCGACUUGUUUGAAAUAAGCCACAUCACACGCAAAACCAUUGGGGUCAGACCAUUCAGGGGCCCAAACUCCAACAUCCCCACCUACCGCUUCAUCCGCUUCGACCACCUGCCUCCCGUCAGGGCCCCCGUCCUGAAGCAAAUCCUCCGACAGAUCCAAAACAACGAGGGCUUCGUGUUCGUCGCCACCAUCCGCCAGGACCGAUCCACGCGGGGGACCCUGCUGGGCCUGGAGGGCCCCGACGGCCGGCGGCAGUUCGAGAUCGUGUCCAACGGGCGCGCCAACACCCUGGACCUGAUCUACUGGGUGGACGGCUCGCAGAACGUGGUGUCGUUCGAGGACGUGGACCUGUCGGACUCGCAGUGGAAGAACGUCACGCUUCACGUUCACGGCGAGAAUGCCAACCUGUUCGUGGGCUGCAGCCUGAUCGACAGCUUCAUCCUGGACGAGCCCUUCUACGAGCAUCUGCAGGCCGAGGGAAGCCGGAUGUAUGUGGCGAAGGGUUCCAUUCGGGAUAACCACUUCAGGGGUCUUCUUCAGGAUGUGCGUUUCAUCUUUGACACCUCGGUGGAAGACAUCCUCCAGAGCCGAGACUGCAAGGUGACUAAACAAGAUGAUGAAAAUGCUGUGAGCGAGAGCACAGAAAUUGUGGACGUGAGUCCUUCCAUCACGACAAACAGCAUAGGUCAGAAGACAGAUGACCUGGACGCGGAUAUGUGCGAACGCUCAUGUGAGGAACUUAGCACCAUGUUCCAGGAGCUCAAAGGCCUCCGUGUUGUUGUCAGUAAUCUCAUUGACGGCUUGCAAAAAGUGACAGAGGAGAACACGGUCAUGAAGGAGGCCCUCGGGAGAAUGAAGGACUCUAAAGAGAAAAACAUGUGCUGGCAGGACGGGCGUCUGUUCGAGGACAAGGAAGACUGGGUUGUAGACAGCUGCACUAAAUGUACCUGCCAGGAGUCCAAGAUUGUGUGUCACCAAAUUACAUGUCCACCCGUGGCCUGUGCCAGCCCCUCUUUAAUUGAUGGAGAGUGCUGCCCUGUGUGCAUGCCUAAAGACAGUGAGGAUGGCUGGUCACCCUGGUCAGAGUGGACAGAGUGCACAGUCACCUGUGGGAUAGGAACCCAACAGAGGGGCCGGUCAUGUGAUGCAACCAGCAACCCCUGCAGCGGACCCUCUAUCCAGACCCGCAAGUGUAGCCUGGGCAAAUGUGACAGCCGUGUGCGCCAAGAUGGAGGGUGGAGUUUGUGGUCCCCAUGGUCGUCUUGCUCUGUGACCUGUGGGGAAGGACAGAUCACUAGAAUACGGCACUGCAACGCUCCUGUGCCACAGCUGGGGGGCAAAGACUGCGAGGGGAGUGGAAGAGAGACUCAGAAGUGCACUGCCAAGCCAUGUCCAAUUGAUGGUGGUUGGGGACCUUGGUCUCCAUGGGCAACCUGUUCUGCAACAUGUGGCGGAGGAAUCAAAAGUCGAUCGCGAGAGUGCAACAGCCCUCAACCACAAUAUGGUGGCAAAAAGUGCAUCGGUGAGGCCACAGACAGCAACAGCUGCAACAAGGAGGACUGCCCCAUUGAUGGCUGCCUGUCUAACCCUUGCUUUGGAGGAGUUGACUGCAGCAGCUCUCCAGAUGGCUCCUGGGAAUGUGGCCCAUGUCCUGCUGGUUUUCGUGGUAAUGGCACUCAUUGUGAAGACGUUAAUGAGUGCGACAUGGUAUCUGACAUUUGCUACAAAGUGAGUGGAACGCAGCGUUGCAUCAACACUGAUCCAGGUUUCCACUGCCUGCCCUGUCCGAAGCGCUACAAAGGCAAUCAGCCUUUUGGUAUGGGUAUUGAAGCUGCCAAGACGAACAAACAAGUAUGCGAACCAGAGAACCCAUGUAAAGACAAGACCCACAACUGUCACAAAUACGCUGAAUGCAUCUACAUCAACCACUUCAGUGACCCAAUGUACAAAUGCGAGUGUCGCACUGGCUACGCUGGAGAUGGCUUUAUAUGUGGCGAAGACUCCGACUUAGAUGGAUGGCCCAAUCAGAACCUUUUGUGUGGUACCAACUCUACUUAUCACUGCAAGAAGGAUAACUGCCCUAGUCUCCCCAAUUCUGGUCAAGAAGAUUUUGACAGAGAUGGCCAAGGAGACGCUUGUGACAAGGAUGACGACAAUGAUGGAAUCCCGGAUGACAGGGACAACUGUGCCCUCCUUUACAAUCCUCGCCAGUUUGACUUUGAUAAAGACGACGUUGGCGACCGCUGUGACAACUGUCCCUACGAACACAACCCAGCACAGAUAGACACCGAUCAUAACGGCGAGGGUGAUUCCUGCGCAGUGGACAUUGAUGGAGAUGAAAUUCACAAUGAGAAUGACAACUGCCCCUAUGUGUACAACACUGACCAGAAGGACACAGACAUGGACGGUGUUGGAGAUCAAUGCGACAAUUGUCCAUUGCUUCAUAAUCCAGAUCAGACUGAUGUGGACAACGACUUGGUAGGAGAUCAGUGUGAUAACAACCAGGACAUUGAUGAAGAUGGUCAUCAAAACAAUUUAGACAAUUGUCCAUAUGUGGCCAACGCCAACCAAGCAGACCAUGACAAAGAUGGAAAAGGAGAUGCAUGUGACUAUGAUGAUGACAACGAUGGUAUACCUGAUGACAAAGACAACUGUAGACUGACACCCAACGAAGACCAGCAGGACAAUGAUGGCGAUGGAAGAGGUGACGCAUGCAAAGACGAUUUUGAUAACGACAACAUCCCAGAUUUCCUCGAUGUGUGUCCAGAGAAUAAUGCCAUUAGUGUGACAGACUUCAGGAAGUUCCAGAUGGUCCACUUGGAUCCUAAGGGAACUACUCAAAUUGAUCCCAAUUGGGUGGUGAGACACCAGGGCAAAGAGCUGGUUCAGACUGCCAAUUCUGACCCAGGCAUCGCAGUAGGUUUCGAUGAGUUCAAUGCAGUGGACUUCAGUGGAACAAUGUAUGUGAACACGGACAGAGACGAUGACUAUGCUGGCUUUGUGUUUGGCUAUCAAUCAAGCGGGCGCUUCUACGUGGUCAUGUGGAAACAGAUCACUCAGACUUACUGGGAGGACAAACCCUCCAAAGCUUUUGGCAUCUCAGGCGUUUCGCUUAAAGUCGUCAACUCAACCACAGGAACGGGAGAAAACCUCAGGAAUGCUUUGUGGCACACGGGAAACACUGCAGGACAGGUCCGCACUUUGUGGCACGACCCCAAAAAUAUUGGUUGGAAGGAUUACACAGCUUAUAGGUGGCAUCUCAUCCACAGACCAAAGACUGGCUUCAUAAGGGUUGUGGUUUAUGAAGGCAAACAGAUCAUGGCUGACUCAGGACCAGUUUAUGACAAGACGUUUGCUGGAGGGAGGUUAGGUUUGUUCGUCUUCUCGCAAGAACUGGUUUUCUUCUCCGACCUCAAGUAUGAGUGCAGAGAUAAGCCAGAGUUUUCAACAGUGUUCAUAAGAUAACUGAAUUCAAAAUUAAGAAGACGGCGAAACAGCAAACGGCAAAAAGACAGGAAUCUCUCCAAGCAAACAUCAUGUCGUCAGUGAAUUGAGCAUUUGCACAUUCACAUGCUUUGCCUUUAUUCAUCCACAGUAGAUAGGAUGACAGAUUUAAGUUUUCCCAGUGACGGAUGCACAUUUUCCAUGCUGAGUAAGAAAAACCGACACAAGUGAAUGGGUUUUAAAAAAGUCUCUUCAGAAUAUAUAAACACAAUUAAAGUACUUAAAAUGUUUCUUUAAACUCAUUGUGUGACCACUUUCUUGGAAGGGAAUAACUUACAAGGGAACUCUUUGUGCUUUCCUACAGUUCUUUUUAUAUCAGUAUUAACUCUUGACUUGGUUUUUCUGUUUUCACUCAUCUGUUAGUCAAAUAAGUUUCCGUACUCAGACAUAACCUGUUACAUCAUUUAAUCCAUCACCAUUCUGAUUUCUUCUCAUCCUGACUGUGUAUUUCUUAUGGAGAACUUGAGUGAACAGUUUCAGCAGUGCCAAAGAUGUUUAUACUAAGUCUGUACCAUAUUUCUUUUUGUAAAUUAUUGAAGCCAGUUUUGUUUGCAAUUUUUUUUGGGCUAGUUUGUAAAUAAUUUAUUUAUUUGUUUACACUGACAUAUAAUUGAAUAUCACAUCAAGAAAACAUAUCACAUUAUCUGGAUUUUUAAGUGUCGUUGUGCACUUUCUGUAAUUGUUAGUUUUUCAAAUCUUUUGUUAAAUUUUAUAUUACAAAGGUUCUUUAACAAUAAGCACAACAGAUGCUUGUGUACGAGACAGAGGAUGAAGACUCAGUCCUUGUCCUCAUAGAAAUAUAUUAAUGUGUGACUGUAACAUUUUUUAAAGUGGCUUUGAUUUUCUUGUUGAUGAGUUGAAAAAGGGUCCAAAUUGGUUAUUAAAUCAUCAACUGCUUGUUCGUUUCAAAUCGUUGAGAAUGUGAGGUUGGUAUGUUAAAGUCAUAUAAAUAAAACAUAGUAAAAAAAAAAGAUCUAUUAGGUUUUUAUCCAAGUGUUAGAUUUAGGUUUGUUUUGUGAAUGUUGUGAAACUGUGUUGGUAGAAAAGAGUCCAGAUGGAUAUCUUUAAGUGUGAUUGUGCGACUGUACAAAGUGGUCUGAAAGUUUGUGAACCUCUGAUUUGGUUGUCAUUAGUCUGUAUAUCCCUAUGUAUCAUUCAUGUUCUUACCUGCUUGAUUACCAUUUCCUUGAAAGGUUGCAAUGCACAAAUUGUAAAUGUUUUUUUUUUGUUUCUUUUUUUUUGUAUUUGUGUUGUUGGAUACACAUUUUUUUCCAGAGACUGA
This is a messenger RNA of Austrofundulus limnaeus, 5606 nucleotides long. RefSeq names its product thrombospondin 2a (gene thbs2a). Gene Ontology annotation, molecular function: protein binding; calcium ion binding. Gene Ontology annotation, cellular component: extracellular region. Gene Ontology annotation, biological process: negative regulation of angiogenesis; cell adhesion. The transcript is spliced from 23 exons. The record is from RefSeq and is a predicted model, not a curated record. The coding region runs from base 731 to 4285 and encodes 1184 amino acids. Lineage: Eukaryota; Metazoa; Chordata; Actinopteri; Cyprinodontiformes; Rivulidae.